AGCGAGCUUGACUCGGGGCCGCACCGGAACCGGCCGGGCAGCAGUGGGCGCUCGCGAUCCUCCUCUGCCCAACGCGCUCUCCCUCAGGGCUCGGCCUCCUUCGUCCCUCCUCCUGCUCCUGCUCCUCCUCCUGCUCCUCCCCUCUUCAGGAUAGAGCACCAAAACGCCCGCCUGCAAGGUCCUCCGCGGGCUGGCAGCCUUGAGCCGCCGCCACCGCCGGUUCUCUGUGGGUGUCGGAGCCCUUUCCCCGCCCUGGUCUGGGCGUCCCGGAAUUCACUCCACUCGCCGCGGGUGCCCGGCGGUGCUGCACAUGGCCCAGCCUUGGAGCCGAUUUAGGGAGCCCGACGGGCUGGACCACACCGCGGCUCAGUAAUUGGCAGCCUGGGACGCUCAUGCACCACUGACUAGGAGGCAUUCCCUGCUGAGAGCUUCAUGACCCAGCGGUGCGGGGCCCAGUGAAGCCACCGUGGUGUCCAGCAUGGCCGCGCUACUACUGGGCGCGGUGCUGCUGGUGACACAGCCCCAGCUGGUGCCUUCCCGCCCUGCCGCCUCCGGGAUGGAGCCCAGUCAGCAGGAGCUCCUGCGGAAAGCAGGCACCCUCGGGGAUGACAUGCAAGACAGCGGGGCCACCAACGGCUCUGCCCAGCAGCUACCGCAGACCAUCAUCAUCGGAGUGCGUAAGGGCGGCACCCGCGCACUGCUGGAGAUGCUCAGCCUGCACCCCGACGUGGCAGCCGCAGAGAACGAGGUGCACUUCUUCGACUGGGAGGAGCAUUACAGCCACGGCCUGGGCUGGUACCUCAGCCAGAUGCCCUUCUCCUUCCCGCACCAGCUCACGGUGGAAAAGACCCCCGCCUACUUCACGUCGCCCAAAGUGCCUGAGAGAGUCCACAGCAUGAACCCCUCCAUCCGGCUGCUGCUCAUCCUGCGAGACCCGUCGGAGCGCGUGCUGUCAGACUACACCCAAGUGUUCUACAACCACAUGCAGAAGCGCAAGCCCUACCCGUCCAUCGAGGAGUUCCUGCUGCGCGACGGCCGGCUCAACGUGGACUACAAGGCGCUCAACCGCAGCCUCUACCACGUGCACAUGCAGAACUGGCUGCGCUUCUUCCCGCUGCGCCACAUCCACAUCGUGGACGGCGACCGCCUCAUCAGGAACCCCUUCCCCGAGAUCCAGAAGGUCGAGAGGUUCCUGAAGCUGUCGCCCCAGAUCAACGCCUCGAACUUCUACUUUAACAAAACCAAGGGCUUUUACUGUCUGAGGGACAGUGGCCGGGACCGCUGCUUACAUGAGUCCAAAGGCCGGGCUCACCCCCAGGUCGACCCCAAACUACUCAACAAACUGCAUGAAUAUUUCCACGAGCCAAAUAAGAAAUUCUUCGAGCUGGUGGGCAGGACAUUUGACUGGCACUGAUUUGCAUUAAGCUAGGCUCAGAGCCUUUCCAAUUGUAACUUCUGGUUGUACAUCUAGAGGGAAAAAGAGUUUUAAAAGGGCAUUUAAGCUAUAAUUUAUUUGUAAAAAUCCAUAAAUCACUUCUGUACAGUAUUAGAUUCACAAUUGCCAUAUAUACUAGUUAUAUUUUUCUACUUGUUAAAUGGAGGGCAUUUUGUAUUGUUUUUCAUGGUUGUUAACAUUGUGUAAUAUGUCUCUAUAUGAAGGAACUAAACUAUUUCACUGAAAAAAAAAUAGAUUUUUCUGGAAAUGAUGUCUUUUCUUGAAUAUAAUUAACUUGCCCCCAACUCAGAACAGUUUUAUCUGUGUUGCAUUCAUUGCAGAAUCUAUAUUCUUCUGUUACUUGGAAAAAAAAAUGUCUUCAUGGCUAUUAUGGUCCUUUUUCCCUCUUCUCCUUUCUGUUUGGUUCUUUUAAUUUUUAAUGUUUCACUGUGGUCAUCAGCUUUAUUUUUUUUUCCUACUUGCAUUGUAAGAUGUAUCUUCACUGAGAUUCCCUAUUAUUUUUGGAGUUGGCACUUUUACCCACUCCCAACAUCAGCCUGAAUGUGAAUUUUAACCCUAUGUACAAAGUGGAUAAGGUGAUAUUAAGGAUGGAGAAGCAGGGAAAUAACUGGCAAGAAGAUCCCUAUCAUCCAGCUUUGCCUCAAAGGGUGUUUGCACAUAUUUCUGAUCUCAUCAUUGGGCAAAACCUACAAUAAACAGGAUUAAAUCCUUGGCUUUCAAAAUGGUCUUGGGGCUGUGUACUUGGCCCCGGGUGGCAACUGACCUCCAGAAAGCUACUUGGAAUAGAAAACAAAAUUGUCAAA
Molecule: messenger RNA, 2259 nt
Organism: Ictidomys tridecemlineatus (thirteen-lined ground squirrel)
Lineage: Eukaryota; Metazoa; Chordata; Mammalia; Rodentia; Sciuridae
Gene: Hs3st1
Product: heparan sulfate-glucosamine 3-sulfotransferase 1
Molecular function (GO): [heparan sulfate]-glucosamine 3-sulfotransferase activity
Source: RefSeq, a predicted model, not a curated record